Molecule: messenger RNA, 1757 nt
Organism: Microplitis mediator
Lineage: Eukaryota; Metazoa; Arthropoda; Insecta; Hymenoptera; Braconidae
Exons: 3
Coding region: 137-1456 (439 amino acids)
Source: RefSeq, a predicted model, not a curated record
CUUUCUUCAUUAGUCGUCAGUUUCUCAUUGUGACUCUGAUUAGUGAUGUUCCGGUUAGUGAUCGAGAUUCAAAUUUCGAUUAUUACGCAAUAAAAAAUUCCUUCAGAAAUUGAAAUCUUUAUUGAUUCACACAGCGAUGGAUGGUUUACCAAUAAUCGAUUUACCGAUGCUGAUAGGGUUCUUUGACAGAAAAAACUACCAGUUUGAUGAAGAAGCAGUAGAAAGUAUGCUUUUGUUUGAUCUCGAAGGUCACGGACAUCAAGUAGUUGGCAAUAUCAAAGUAGAACGCAAGGGAGAUAUCGCGACUCUGGAAGCUGAUGUUUCAUUUUCUGAAACCGGAUAUUCCUCUGUUACCAUUGAGGUUAACGAGAAGAAUUUAACGAUAAACAAAGCAGCGUGCAAGUGUGUUGCUACUGAUAAAAAUCUCUGUAAUCAUGUACCUUUUUUACUAAAGUGGUUGGUUGCUAAAUCCGAAAAUAAUAAUCGUCCGAUUAGUUCUCAUUCUACAUCGAAAAAAAUUCCAGUAUUUGAUGACACUCGUUGCUCACAAAAUCUAGCAUAUUAUCUAGACAACCUAGAUCUGAACGAAAAUGCCCCGGUAACCAAGACGAUUUAUAAACCUGAGAGAUUUGAUAGAGAAUCGGCUGAAAUUGACUUCUACAAUGAAAUUUUGGACGAUACUGAUCCUCAUUUCAUGACAGAAAUUUCAAGCUGUUCUUUAUUUUCAAUGAAAUUUCGUUACGAUACUGAAUAUUAUGAAAUAAUUACUCCCGACGGGUUUAUCAGAGACGCGAGAGCGAGUAUCAAAGAAGAAACGUGCCUGGAGAUAGAAAAGUACACGACAUUCAAACGGUACAAUCGGGUUUGGCGCGAACUGAUGUUCGGAAGACUCACUCAAGUGGACUUGAGAAAUUUAGUUGAGAACCCGGCAUACUUUCGUACAAAACCACGAAUAUUAGAUAUUUUGAAUUUGAAAAUUGAUCAUCAUUGUACUGAAAAGCACACCCGAAUAAAUCAAAGCAAAAAAUUUAAGUGCCAAGUUCUUGACGCUAUUAGCGGGCGCAUCGAUAAGCCGAUUGAUAAAGCUGGCUUAGUUUUGAACAAAAAUUAUCCGGUUUUUUUCGCAACACCUGACGGUAUCGGCGACAAUUUCGUUGUGGAAAUAAAACGACCUACCAGUCAUAUUUUUAUUGAAAAAUAUUAUCGAGAAGAUCAACUAACAGACGCAGCUAAAGCUGAGAUCCAGCUGCAGAUGCUGUUGUCCGGAAAGAAAACUGGUUAUUUUUGUGUUGUUGAUCCAUAUUUUAAUACUUCUCGUAAUAUUGAUAUCGUCCAAGUUGAGUUUGAUCCAGAUUUUAUCAAUCCUAUUGUUGAUAAAGCCCGGACUUAUUGGAUAGAAAAUUGUUUUCCGAAAAUUAUAAAACAAACAUACGAACAAUUAAACGAAAGUUUUUGACUUAUUGUAGGUUCUGAGUAGUUGGCGCCUAUUUCCCAUAAAAUUUUUUUUUUUUAAAUUUAUUUUUUUCUAAAAGUUUAUAUGCCGCAAUAAUUUUUAAAAAUUAUUCGUAUUUUCUAGACUAGGCUUUAGUAUCAUGAGUACAAUUAUUGAUUAAUUAUCUCAAUAAAAAAUAAAACUGCUGGUAAUUGCAUACUUUGCCAUAAAUAAUUUAAUAAUUAAUAAUUUUUUUUAUUAAAUAAGAGUUUUCAUACAUGAGCGUUAACAAAAAUUAUUUUCUGUUAUUACCCUAGAGUAAAAU